AUGGCAGCACGCACACCCAUUGCAGCAAUCAAGCGCGUGUGGGAACGCAUCGCGCCGCUCCAACUCGCCGAGCGGAGCUGGGACAAUGUCGGCGUCCUUGUCGAGGCACCCUUCCCGGAGACAAGGGAGAGGAAGCAGGUCCUUCUGACUAUUGACCUCACCCCCUCGGUGUGCGCUGAGGCUCUCGCGCUGCCCGCCUGCUCCGCCGUCAUCUCGUACCAUCCUCCCAUCUUCCGUGGUCUGAAGUCGAUCACUCUUGGUGACCCGCUGCAGGCGUCGCUGCUCAAGCUCGCUGCACGGGGUAUUAGCGUGUUUGCGCCGCACACGAGUUUGGACGCGACGCCGAAUGGCAUCAACACUUGGCUCGUCGAGCCAUUCAAGGGCAAUUCGAGCGCGAUUGAGGUCGUUACGGCCACCGAGAACCCGCCUGAGGGCUUUGAGGGCGCAGGAAUGGGCAAGAUCGUCCGUCUCAAGGUUGGGAUGAGUCUCGAGGACGUCGUCGCCACUGUCAAGAAGCACCUCGGCCUGCAGUAUGUCCAGGUCGCGACGCCCAACCCCGAGCGCAAGGUCGAGAGCGUCGCCGUGUGCGCCGGCUCGGGCGGCGGCGUGCUGCGCGGCGUCAAGGCCGACCUGCUCCUCACAGGCGAGAUGUCUCAUCACGAGGUGCUCGCGUGCGUUGCCGCAGGCCAGACCGUCAUCCUCGCCAACCACUCCAACACGGAGCGGCCGUACCUCAAGGCAGUGCUCCAGCCGUGGCUCCAGCGCGAACUCGACACAGAGGGCGCAGGAUGGGAGGUGCUCGUGAGCACGAACGACGCCGACCCUCUCCGGACCAUGUAG
This is a messenger RNA of Cutaneotrichosporon cavernicola, 840 nucleotides long. RefSeq lists its product as uncharacterized. The transcript has 8 exons. Lineage: Eukaryota; Fungi; Basidiomycota; Tremellomycetes; Trichosporonales; Trichosporonaceae. Gene Ontology annotation, cellular component: cytoplasm; mitochondrion. The record is from RefSeq and is a predicted model, not a curated record. Bases 1 to 840 code for a protein of 279 amino acids.